ACCUGCUACAUCGACCAGAACAACAAUGUUGAACUCCAAAAAUCAGUGAACUUCAUGUUCGUCUGGUAUCGCCUCUCAGUACUUGCCAUCGCCAACUUAUCGGAUGUUCUACCUUCGUCGAAGUCUGUCGCACCCGCAAAUAGCACUUGGAAUACGCGAGGAUGGACUGUCCAAGAAUUCCUCGCUCCUAAUAUCGUUCUUUCCUACCAAGCAGAAUGGACCCUGUAUAUCGACGAUCGCUCAAGCAGCCACAAGGAAUCAUUCGCUACCAUGCAGGUGUUGGAACGUUCAAUAAGCAUAAAUAAACAGAUGCUCAUAGGAAGGCCCACUUGGUUGACAUUCUUGCUAAUUCGUCCAUGGAAUCGUCAGGAAUUGCCUCUGAUCAUAAUAUUAUGGCGCAGGUCAAGGAUAUGGCUUCUGUUCAUGAUAGGAUGGUCAUCAGGACGCUGGAAAUAA
This is a messenger RNA of Suillus plorans, 456 nucleotides long. RefSeq lists its product as uncharacterized. NCBI's taxonomy places the organism in Eukaryota, Fungi, Basidiomycota, Agaricomycetes, Boletales, Suillaceae. The record is from RefSeq and is a predicted model, not a curated record. The transcript has a single exon. The annotation marks the transcript as partial.